Messenger RNA from Lactuca sativa (garden lettuce), 1698 nucleotides. Its product is annotated as protein FAR1-RELATED SEQUENCE 5. NCBI's taxonomy places the organism in Eukaryota, Viridiplantae, Streptophyta, Magnoliopsida, Asterales, Asteraceae. The record is from RefSeq and is a predicted model, not a curated record.
AUGUCGGACUGUUUUGAUUACAGUAGCGAUGAUACCGAACAUGAUGAUCAAUAUGGCGACAAAGCAUUCGACAAUAAUCAAUAUGAUGAAGACGACUUCUAUCAUUCGGAUGAUCAACACAGCGGAAGAAUUCAAUUAUCUGAUUAUGCGAGUGAAGAGGAAUCAUUCAAUAGUAAUGUUGUUGACUCGCCCAGUGGGAAAACCAAGUUGUGGAAACCUAUUGUUCCUAAAGAAUUUAUGCCAGAUGUAGAUGCUACUUAUCAAUCAUUAGAGGAGGCGGUUGAAAUGUAUAAAUUAUAUGCAGAUAAAGCAGGUUUUGGUGUCAUGUUAAAUACAGUAACGAGGUUUGGUGACAAAACCAUUAAAAAAAUGUAUGUAGUGUGCAACAAAAUGGGUAAAAUACCUAACAGAUCAACUGACACUUUGGAUCCUGAGGGAACUGGAAGGAAUAAACGAAACUCAAACUUCAGAAUCACGGACUGCAAGGCAUUGAUAAAGUUUGAAAGGUUACUUAUGCGAACUAAUGCUUGUAAAAUAUAUGAGUUUGAAGAGAAGCACAACCACCCCCUAGAAACUAAAGAAGAAAGACGUUAUUCCAAACGUGCACGACGACUUAGUUAUAAAGACAAGGAGUUUAUAGUGUGUUCUUCAACAUAUACACAUAAGUUACAAGCUAGUUUGCAAGGAGGUUAUGAAAAUGUUGGCCCUGAAGCAAUUGAUUAUAAAAAUUUUAGAAGGAAGAUGGGAAACAUUAUAGGAGACAAGCAUGCACAACUGGUUGUUGACAAAAUGAACAUGAGGAAAGACAAGUUACCUAACUACACAUUUGAGUAUAAAUGUGUUGAUAGUGUGUUAAACGCAAGGUUUUGGGCGAAUGAAACCGAUAUGUUAUAUUACAAGAAGUUUAGAGAUGUGAUCUCAUUUGAUGCUACAUUCCGAACAAAUAAGUAUGGAAUGGCUUUUGUGCCGUUUACAGCCAUUGAUAACCACAAAUGUUCGAUAAACAUUGGAGUAGGUUUGUUAAGCAACGAGUCAAUAGAAUCUUAUCGUUGGUUGUUAGAAGCUUUUUUGAAAGCACAUGGAAAACACCCUCAAUUAGUGUUAACAGACCAAGAUCCAACAAUUCUACAGGCCGUUGAAGCAAUAUUUCCUAGUUCUAAUCAUCGUUUAUCAAUGAUUUACACAGUUUACCCAAUUUUUUUGAAAAACACUAAUUUUCAAAAGCGUUUUACUAAGCUUGUUUGGAAUGUCUACAUCGAGCCUGAAGUCUUUGAAUCAAGGUGGGAACUGCUUAUGAGAAGAUUCAAACUACAUGACAAAAGAUGGUUCAAAGACAUGUACAGGGAUCGAAAGCUUUGGAUUCCAGCCUAUUUUAAAGACAUGCCACUACACAGUCUGAUGAAAACUACUUCAAGGUCUAAAAGCGUCAACUCAUUUUUUAAUAAAUACUUUAACUCUGGUAAUUUGCUUAUCUAUUUCAUGAUGAACUACAACACUGCAAUUGGAAAGCAACGAAAUGGUCAACAGAAACUAGAACAUGAUACAAAAAAUGCAAAGCAUGAAAUGAUGCUUCCAAGUGGAUUACUAGAACAUGCAGCUACGGUUUACACUAAAACCGUUUUCUAUGAGGUCAAAAAGGAAAUAUUUAAAGCAGCCUGGUACUGUUCUAUUGACAGUGUUGAAAUGAUUGAUGGGUGA